UCAAGACCACAUAUACUUGAAAAAAAAAAACUUUGUGGAAGAACGUUCACUAGCCUAGAACUGUCCCGUGUGAAUUAAACUAGUUUCGGUUCACGUGAAUCUCUGCGUCAACUGAAGGAGACAAGAUGGGUGAUAUGUUUCCACCACGUUUGAAGAAGUUUUGGGACAAAUGGAACAUUCGUGGAGUCAUAAUGCUCAGUCUAUUCCUCCAAACAAUCCUUAUCUUCUUUGCACCGAGCCGAAAACGCACAGCAAAGAAGCUCUUCCUCGUGCUCAUAUGGUCAGCUUAUCUUCUUGCUGAUUGGGCGGCCGAUUACGCAGUGGGACAAAUCUCAGACAGUCAAGAAGAAGCUGCUGACAAACGUGACAAGACCCGUGAGCUGUUAGCUUUUUGGUCACCUUUCCUUCUCUUGCACCUUGGAGGUCCAGACACCAUUACAGCACUUGCCCUGGAGGAUAAUGAGCUUUGGAACAGACACUUGUUCAGCCUUGUCUGCCAAGCGGUCGCUACAGUCUACGUGAUAUUGUUGUCCACACCGAACAGGCUUCUGAUUCCGACGGUUAUCAUGCUUUUCGGCGGAGUGAUCAAGUAUGUCGAGAGAACAUCAGCCUUGUUCUCAGCGAGUCUUGACAAGUUCAAGGACUCUAUGCUCGAGGAUCCUGAUCCUGGUGCUAACUACGCGAAGCUCAUGGAGGAAUAUGCUAAUAAAAGGGAUAUGAAUAUGCCAACCGAGGUCAUUGUCGUGGAGGAUCCAGAGAAAGGGCGUGAAGGCAAUACACCCGCUAGACCCAUCGCUGAUCUCACCAACCUUCAAGUCGUUCAGUAUGCUUUCAAGUACUUUAAAAUCUUCAAAGGUCUUAUUGUUGAUCUUAUCUUCACUAACAAGCAACGCGACGAGAGCAGGAAGUUCUUCGACUCUCUGAAGGCAGUAGAUGCUCUAAAAAUCAUCGAAGUCGAGCUCAGCCUCAUCUACGAAAGCCUCUUCACAAAAGCAGAGAUUCUUCAUAACAGGACCGGAGCUGUGUUCCGGGUUAUAGCUCUAGCGUGCCUUGUCUCCUCCCUCUGUCUCUUCAGUCUUAAAAACGAAGCUCAGUACGAAGGAUUCGAUGUUGCUCUUACUUACGCGCUGCUCAUAUGUGGAAUAGCUCUUGAUUCCAUCGCUCUUCUCAUGUUCUGUGUCUCUGACUGGAGCAUCGCUAGACUGAGGAAUCUCAAGGAAGACCUGGACGAGAAAGACCCUUGGGCUUGGGUAGACACAGUUCUCAACUGGAUCCUCGGUUUCAGGACGCUGAGGUGGAAAAGAUCCAUAUGUUUCAUGGAUGGACAUGAAGUUCUCGACAGGAACUUUAUGUUUCGCAGAUGGUCUGAGUAUGUUCAUGCUUACAACUUGAUUGGUUACUGCUUGAAGAUACGUCCCAAGAGAAUCCAUCCUACCAAGGGUAUGAUACACAGUUUCAUUCAAUCUUCCGGAACUCGCCAGUUUUGUAAUUAUUGGAUUCACCGUACUUUAAGCAACUUGAGCAAGUGUAACUGCAUCCUCCUUCCAUUAAGCAACUUGAGCAAGUGUAACUGCAUCCUCCUUCCAGUGUCUUUACUUCGUCACCAGCUUGCACGUUUGAUCACCAAAGUCCUAGAUUUUUUCGGUCUUACCGAGUUGGUUGAGGAGAUAAGAUUCACAACCAGUGAUCGACUCACGAGAGAGCUGUGGGAGUUCAUAUUCAAUCAGGUGCAACACAAACAUCGUUUUGCUGAAGAUACAGAGAGUGCCAAGAGUAUAUCUUCAGCUAGAGGAGACUGGACUUUAGUUGAAACAUCAAGCAAAACGACAGAAGGAGGACCAGACCAUGCGAAGCUUCUGAAAUAUGUGACUGAAAAGGAUUAUGAUCAGAGCAUCCUCAUGUGGCACAUCGCUACAGAACUCUUGUACCAACGCCCCGAAGAAGAAGAAGUCACAAACAAGGCAGAAUACACUAACCGAGAGUUCAGCAAAAUCCUUUCUGACUACAUGAUGUACCUCCUUAUCAUGCAGCCUGCACUCAUGUCAUCUGUGUCCGGAAUCGCAAAGAUACGUUUCCUUGACACAUGCGCAGAGGCAAACGAGUUUUUCGAGAGGAGGCAUAUCAAUAAAAUAAGGCAUAAGAAAGAGAACCUGGUGAAAGAAGCUAGCCGAGCUAUUCUCUCUGUCAAAACAUUUGUUGAGCCUAUGGAUGUGAAAGGAGACCGAAGCAAAUCUGUGCUGUUUGAUGGAAGCGUGCUUGCACAGGAGCUGAUGAAGUUACAAAACGGAAGAGAGAGCAUGUGGGAGGUAGUGAGCAAAGUGUGGGUUGAGUUGCUUUGCUUUGCAGCAACUCAUUGUGACUCUCAAGAACAUGCCUCUCAGCUCAGCAAAGGUGGUGAGCUUAUUAACUUCGUCUGGUUGUUAAUGGCUCAUUUUGGACUCGGAGACCAGUUCCAAAUCAACAGGGAUGAUGCUAGAGCCAAACUGAUCGUGGCCAAGUGAUUAGUCCAAAAAAGAAACUACACAAAAAUCAUCAAUAAACUAGUUUCUUUGUGUGUGCGUGUGUGUUUUUUUUUUAAUUUUCACUUCCUUGAAUAAUCUGCACUUGUAGUGUAGUCAACUUAUUCGAUGUUUAUUGAAUAUGAAAAUCAUCUCUUUUGUUAGUUUAUUAUUACCAUUGAUAAUGAACUUGCCAUU
Molecule: messenger RNA, 2696 nt
Organism: Brassica oleracea var. oleracea
Lineage: Eukaryota; Viridiplantae; Streptophyta; Magnoliopsida; Brassicales; Brassicaceae
Exons: 1
Coding region: 126-2501 (791 amino acids)
Source: RefSeq, a predicted model, not a curated record